This is a messenger RNA of Ambispora leptoticha, 629 nucleotides long. The record is from the annotation of a GenBank genome assembly. NCBI's taxonomy places the organism in Eukaryota, Fungi, Glomeromycota, Glomeromycetes, Archaeosporales, Ambisporaceae.
AUGUCUCGAGAAUCCUUUAUUAGCGCUACUAGAAAUAUUCUGAAAAGUAAUUCUGCUACCUUAUGGGAUUGUGGCUCAAAGGUAGACACCCAUGAAAAUCUUGUUCACGCGAUUGAUGCCCUUCUUGCAACCAAUGUAGCCAAUAUCUGUACAAAUGAGCAAGAAUGUUUAGAGUUGUUGAUACUUGGGUGUAAAGCAAUAAAUACCCUAAGCGAACAACUCAUUUCGAAAUUCAGUAAACUCCUCUUUAGUAUAUUUAAUAAACAGCAGUUUAAUUUUAAUUCAAAUACUUUAAGAGAAUCUCUGGAAGUCCUAUUAUCUUUUUUGAUUGAUGCUUAUUCAUCAUGUGCCUACACCUCAACAAAAGUAGACAUCCUAAGGGCUCUUAGCAAGGUCCUUUAUGAGAAUGGAAACCAAUGUGAAAAGUUUCAUGUUCGACUUCUCAACACCUUGAUCUCGCUUGCACAACCUGAUAAUCCUCAGCUAGAAAUACGCCGUAUGGCUAUCAAUUGUCUGGGAAAUUUAAGCGCUCGCACCGGAAAUAAGUUAAAUGGAAAAUAUCGUAGCAUUUAUGAUGUUUUAUUUGCUAAUCUAAAUGCGGGCAUUACCGAGUCGGAUGAAAUCGCUUC